CUGUUAUGAAAUGUUGUUUUGCUUUCUAUAAUUUUUCUUUGUUCUAAAUUCUUUUGUUUUACUUUAAACAAAAAAACAUUACUUUUCAAAUUUUUAUUAAUUAUAUAAUAAAUGAACUCAACGUACAACGACCACCACCAUCUGAAAAGAGAGCCUAAUGAAAACUCCGGCGUCGGAAUCAUAUAUCCACCGUCACCUUCUCCGCUGCUAAAACUAAACAAAGACUCUCACGUCAUCAAAAAGCCACCCUCGCCGUCUUCUUCCUCCUCCGCAGCCGCGAAGCCUCGCCAGCCGGUGAUCAUCUACACGAACACGCCCAAAGUCAUACACACCAAUCCUAAAGACUUCAUGGCUCUCGUCCAGAAACUCACCGGAAUGUCUCACUCCGAGGAAGACUCCAGCAUAACGGAUCGCGGAGGAGGAGGAAAAUCAAUCAACCGGAGCGUCUCUGAUCUCACCGUCGACAGAAAAGUUAACCGGACCCGCUGCGGUGGUGGUGGUGGAAAUAACAGCUACAACAGGAGCUAUUCUGGUUCCGGGAAAGGGAUAUUCUUCAGCAAUAUUUGUGAAGAUAGUGAAUCAUCGUCGGUGAUCACAACCGAUGAGAACAUGGGAGGAGGAGGAGGAGGAGGAGAGCAUGGUGGUGGACAUGUUAACUCGUCUCUACCGUAUUCAGCGGUGGCUGUUUCUCCUUUCACUCAUCCUCCGCCGCCACCACCUCCACCGCUUCCUCCUCAGUCUAUGUACGAUGGGACGACAAAUGGGAUUAACUACAGCUCUUACUUCUCGACGCUUUUGCCCGGGGGGAAUCCAGCUGAUAGUUUUCUGUGUGGGAAUCAAAACUUUGGUAGUUUUGAUGAUCAGCUUUACUUUAUGCCUAAUAUGAGGAGCUCUUUCUCUUCUUCUUCCUCUUCUGGUUUUGAUGGGUUAACUGAGUUUAGAGAUUUUUGACAUUGUUUUCAUCAAUGAUUACAUUUCUUUUUGGUUAUUUCUAUUUUUUUCCUAUUCAGGAAAAUAAAUUUUGUUCUUUUUUUUUUCUAAUUUUAUUGGAGGUUUUGAGAAUGAACUAAUAAAUUCUGGCAUUAGUUAUGAUCCCUUUGCGUUUAUUUUGGCAUGUAUGUUGUUUUUUUUGGUCAUCUUAAGAUAUAUAUUAAGUUACUAUAAAAAACCGAACCCCAAGGGGAUACAAUCAAACCAGUUAUCACAAAGAGACAGAAAAUUUCAAGAAGAGGACGCAACUCACUUCAUAAACAAAAGAUGUGAUCAUUAUCUUAGUUUGGUCUUUUAUUCUUUGGCAUCAUCAUAUGCCUUUUUGACAACAAUCUUUUCAUUUUAGUACAAUCUUUCAAUUUCAUGUUUUUCUUCUAUUUUUGAUAACUUAAUAGAUCAUUUUCUAUUUUUCUCUCUAAAUU
Molecule: messenger RNA, 1412 nt
Organism: Raphanus sativus (radish)
Lineage: Eukaryota; Viridiplantae; Streptophyta; Magnoliopsida; Brassicales; Brassicaceae
Product: VQ motif-containing protein 20
Exons: 1
Coding region: 112-951 (279 amino acids)
Cellular component (GO): nucleus
Source: RefSeq, a predicted model, not a curated record